AUGCUCCCCAGUAAACCACCAAAAUAUAGUGUGGUAGAUUGUGAGCAUGCCCACUAUCAUAAUCAUGUUUAUCAUUCAACUAAACCAGCCCUUGAGCAUCACAGGUGGGAAAACGAAGAAGAAGUAGACGAAGUGGACGAGCCAAGAAUGUUUUUCUCUCCGCAAGAGAAAUGGUUCCUGGUGACAUUCACCAUCCUUGUACUGAUCUCUUUGUUGUUCACUUCUUUGGCUAUCAUGGUAGAUAAGCACGCAAUAACGGGAACAGCUAAAGACCCGUCUACAUGUAUGCUAACGGACUCGAGUGACUGUCGCACUGUUUAUACGAAUGAUGCCGCCCGUAAAAUCGUUGAAGUUAGUGUUCGUGUCGAUCUCUACCUCUCCAUUAUCGCAUUUGUCACCUCCGUUGUUCUCACUACCUUCAAAAUCUUCAAUUGCCGUCUUUUGAUCGGAUUCUUGCUCACUGGAAUUUUCAAGACCCUCUUUGUCAACACCACCCUGAUCUUGAUUUUGACCAACAGCGCAUUCUACUUCAACACGGUUUACAACACACUCACUGGAUCAUGCGGACACAAGUUCUGUUUGGAAGACGAAACUGCAAACAUCGUUGUCUCCUUUGUUCUUCUCUCUGCUUCUGCUAUUGCUACCUUUGUUAUGACUCUCAACGUUCUUUUCCUCGGAAGUCACAUUUUGCGCAAGUAUGAUGAAAUUCACAACGAGUUUCUCUGGUCGAAAUGGGAUGCGAUGACCGCUGAUCUUAUUGCUUUCUAA
Molecule: messenger RNA, 768 nt
Organism: Caenorhabditis remanei
Lineage: Eukaryota; Metazoa; Nematoda; Chromadorea; Rhabditida; Rhabditidae
Exons: 6
Coding region: 1-768 (255 amino acids)
Source: RefSeq, a predicted model, not a curated record